AUGGUAAAAGCUCCCCAGAGUGAAGAGAGGCUGGCCAGAGGAGGAAAGUGGAAUAACUCAGUUUUAGCCUGUGGAGCCCAGGCCUCUUGGAGCAUCUUUGGGGCUGACGCAGCGGAGGUUCCGGGCACACGCAGUCACUCCCGCCAGGAGGCUGCCAUGCCCCACAUUCCCGAGGACGAGGAGCCCCCCGGAGAGCCACAGGCAGCCCAGAGCCCCGCCAGCCAAGACCCUGCCACCACAGGAAUAUCUUGCAGUCCACCCACCAUCAUCCUAACUGGGGAUGCCAGUUCACCAGAAGGAGAAACUGACAAAAACCCGGUCAACAGAGCCCACAGUCCCCACAGGAGGCUUUCUCACCGACACUUGAAGGUUUCCACUGCUUCGCUGACUUCUGUGGACCCUGCAGGGCACGUCAUUGACCUGGUCAAUGACCAGCUGCCGGACAUCAGCAUCUCAGAGGAGGACAAGAAGAAAAACCUGGCGCUACUGGAGGAAGCCAAGUCGGUGAGCGAGCGGUUCCUGACCCGCCGUGGAAGGAAGUCCAGGAGCAGUCCCGGAGAGUCCUCACCAGCUAUUUCGCCAAACCUCAGCCCCGGAGCUUCUCCUGCGUCCUCUCAGAGCAACUCCCUCACUGUCCCCACGCCGCCCGGUUUGGAUGUGUGCAGUGGCCCACCGUCCCCUCUGCCCGGAGCACCGCCACAGCAGAAGGGGGAUGAGGCCGAAGUCCCUUCACCUCACCUUGCCGAGUCUAACGUCCUCAAAGGGCUAGCUGACCGGAAGCAGAAUGACCAGAGGAAACUGUCUCAGGGCAGGCUGACUCCCCGCUCUCCCACAGUUGAGAAGUCCAGAGAAAUUGCAAUAGAACAGAAGGAAAACUUCGAUCCCCUCCAGUGCCCGGAGGCCAUACCCAAGGGCCCAGCUUCUGGCCCAGGCAGUGGUGGGAAGAUGGCCCUUAACAGCGCCCAGCCUGGCCCUGUGGAGAGCGAGCUGGGAAAGCCACUGGCAAAGACAGCCAAGGAGGGCAACCCUCUGCCCAGAGGUCCAACCCAGGGCCCUGGGGGGGUGGCUCCCCAGGCCCCCCAGGGGAAGAGUACAGUCGGAGAGCCCACAGGGUCCAAGGUUGGCUCCAAAGCUGAGCUGUGGCCCCCGACGUCCCGGCCACCCCUGCUGCGGGGAGUGUCCUGGGACAGUGGCCCUGAAGAACCCGGCCCCCGGCUGCAGAAAGUGCUUGCCAAGCUGCCACUGGCUGAGGAAGAGAAGCGUUUUACAGGCAAAGCUGGUAGCAAGCUGGCCAAGGCGCCUGGACUCAAAGACUUUCAGAUACAAGUGCAGCCUGUGCGGAUGCAGAAACUGACCAAGCUUCGUGAGGAGCACAUCCUGCUGAGAAAUCAGAACUUAGUGGGGCUCAAGCUUCCAGAACUUAGUGAAGCGGCCGAGCAGGAAAAAGGACACCCUUCUGAACUCUCCUCAACUAUUGAGGAAGAAGAGUCAAAGGGCGGGCUGGAUGUCAUGCCCAAUAUUUCUGAUGUGCUGCUUCGCAAACUGCGGGUCCACAAGUCCCUCCCUGGAAGUGCCCCUCCGCUUACUGAAAAGGAAGUCGAGAACGUGUUUGUACAACUGUCCUUGGCCUUUAGAAAUGACAGCUACACCCUGGAAUCUAGAAUUAACCAGGCAGAAAGGGAACGCAACCUGACAGAGGAAAACACAGAGAAGGAACUGGAAAACUUCAAAGCUUCCAUUACGUCCUCAGCUUCCCUCUGGCACCACUGUGAGCACCGGGAGACCUACCAGAAGCUGCUGGAGGACAUUGCUGUCCUGCACCGCCUGGCUGCCCGCCUCUCUAGCCGUGCCGAGAUGGUGGGGGCCGUCCGCCAGGAAAAACGCAUGUCGAAAGCAACAGAAGUGAUGAUGCAGUAUGUGGAGAACCUAAAGAGGACGUAUGAGAAGGACCAUGCAGAGCUCAUGGAGUUUAAAAAACUUGCAAAUCAAAAUUCGAGCCGCAGCUGUGGCCCCUCUGAAGAUGGAGUCCCUCGCACAGCGCGAUCCAUGUCCCUCUCGCUGGGAAAGAACAUGCCCCGCCGGAGGGUCAGCGUUGCCGUGGUGCCCAAGUUUAAUAUCCUGAACCUGCCGGGCCAGUCAGCCAGCUCAUCCCCCAUCCCCUCCUUACCAGCCCUGUCAGAAUCAUCCAAUGGAAAAGGCAACCCACCUGUCUCCUCAGCACUGCCUGCACUUUUGGAAAAUGGAAAGACAAAUGGGGACCCAGAUUGUGAAGCCUCUGCUUCUGUGCUGACUCCAAGCUGCCUGGAGGGGAUCAGCCAAGAGGCUAAGGCCAGGAUGGAGGAAGAAGCUUACAACAAGGGAUACCAGGAAGGUCUAAAGAAAACCAAGGAGCUUCAAGACCUGAAGGAGGAGGAGGAAGAACAGAAGAGCGAGAGCCCGGAGGAGCCGGAAGAGGUGGCAGAAACUGAGGAAGAGGAGAAGGAGCGGAGAAGCAGCAAACUUGAAGAACUGGUUCGUUUCUUACAAGUCAUGUAUCCCAAACUGUGUCAGCAUUGGCAAGUCAUCUGGAUGAUGGCCGCGGCGAUGCUGGUCUUGACUGUCGUGCUGGGGCUCUACGGUUCUCACAGCUCUUGCGUAGAGCAGGCCGAUGGGUCCCUUGGGAAAUCCACGUGCUCAGCAGCCCAGCGGGACUCCUGGUGGAGCUCAGGACUCCAGCAUGAGCAGCCUACAGAGCAGUAG
Budorcas taxicolor (takin) is the source of this 2739-nucleotide messenger RNA. It is a transcript of the gene IRAG1, whose product is annotated as inositol 1,4,5-triphosphate receptor associated 1. Lineage: Eukaryota; Metazoa; Chordata; Mammalia; Artiodactyla; Bovidae. Bases 1 to 2739 code for a protein of 912 amino acids. The record is from RefSeq and is a predicted model, not a curated record. The transcript is spliced from 21 exons.